Molecule: messenger RNA, 3008 nt
Organism: Exophiala mesophila
Lineage: Eukaryota; Fungi; Ascomycota; Eurotiomycetes; Chaetothyriales; Herpotrichiellaceae
Exons: 1
Coding region: 121-2961 (946 amino acids)
Biological process (GO): mRNA 3'-end processing by stem-loop binding and cleavage
Cellular component (GO): mRNA cleavage and polyadenylation specificity factor complex
Molecular function (GO): RNA binding
Source: RefSeq, a predicted model, not a curated record
CCACCCUCAGUCAUGUCAUUAGGUCCCUGGCAAAAGACAUGGAGAGGUUUUAUUCUUUGAGUCGUUCCAACUCCUGACACGCCCUAACACCCCCGGAAACUCCUCGACGAAUCUCCCAUUAUGUUCACCUUCACUCCCUUGUUGGGUACGCAGUCAACAUCCAGAGCCUCGCAGUCCAUCCUCGAACUCGAUGGAGGGAUCAAGAUCUUGGUAGAUGUCGGAUGGGAUGAGCGCUUUGAUCCUCGUCAAUUAGCCGAAAUAGAGAAGCAUGCUUCCUCACUGUCCUUCAUUCUGCUCACGCAUCCUACCAUCUCCCACGUCGGCGCCUUCGCCCAUUGCUGCAAACACAUUCCCGUAUUCUCUCAAAUCCCUGUCUAUGCCACUGCCCCCGUCAUAGCCUUUGGCCGUACCCUCCUCCAAGACCUUUACUCCUCUUCGCCACUGGCUGCCACUUUCAUCCCCGGAUCCGACAAUCUCGGCGGCGACGAUCAUUCCCGCUCCCAUAUCCUGAGACAAGCUCCUUCCUUUGACGAGAUCAACAAAUAUUUCUCCCUCAUUAACCCCCUCAAAUACUCUCAGCCCCACCAACCGACCCCGUCACAAUUCUCUGCAGCUCUAGAAGGCCUCACCUUGACCGCCUACAAUUCUGGACACACUCUAGGAGGCACAAUCUGGCAUAUUCAACAUGGCAUGGAAUCAAUUGUCUACGCCGUUGACUGGAACCAGGCAAGAGAAAAUGUCAUUGCAGGCGCUGCCUGGUUCGGUGGCGUUGGUGGCGCUGAGGUCAUUGAACAACUGCGAAAACCGACCGCGUUAGUGUGCAGCAGUGUUGGUGCGACCCGGAUCGCCCCCUCUGGAGGCCGAAAAGCUCGAGAUGAUGCUUUGCUCGAUCAUAUCAGAAGCAGCAUUGCCAAAGGUGGUACGGUUUUGAUCCCAACAGAUUCCAGUGCCCGUAUUCUGGAAUUGGCCUGGAUUCUGGAAAAGGCGUGGUCAGAAGAGUCGAAUAUCGCCACUCUCAGAGCCGCCAAAGUCCAUCUAGCAAGCAGGUCUGCAAAUGCCACGCUCAGACAUGCCCGCAGUCUUCUCGAAUGGAUGGAUGACAGUAUAGUCCGAGAGUUUGAGGGUGAAGAUGACAAUCAGGCCCAACCACAAACACAUCGAAGAACUGGCAGCCGCCAAGUCAACGGUGCUGCCAAACCCUCGCGACCAUUUGAGUUCAAGAAUGUCAAGAUUGUUGAGCGCAAGAGCCAACUCGAACGUUUGCUCAAGUCGGAUGGUGCUCGAGUCAUCCUUGCCAGCGAUCUCACGUUGGGUUGGGGGUUCUCUAGAAAACUUCUUCAAGAAAUCGCGCAAAAACCAGAAAACUUGGUAGUAUUGACAGAACGAGUGGACUCAGCUGCCGAUUCCCAAACCCCCGGUCAAGUGUUGUGGAAAUGGUAUGAGGAUAGACUGGAUGGUGUUGCUUUAGAGCGUGCCCAGAAUGGUGACCAGCUUGAACAGGUCCACAGCGGUGGAAGAGAAUUGAAGCUGAGAAACGCUGAAACGGCGCCUUUGAAUACGCAGGAAAGUCAGCGGUAUCAACAAUAUAUGGCUAGCCAGCGUCAGAUCCAGGAUUCACUACUCACCAACAAUGAAGGCGUCCCAAAUGAUGCCGACGAUAACCUUGAUGACGAAUCAAGUUCUUCUUCCGAGGAUGAAUCUGAUGACGAACAGCAGGGUCGAGUCCUUAAUGUGACUGCGGCAUUAGGUCAUGGAGCACGCAAUAAGCUUGCGCUGAGCGAUGAAGAUCUCGGUGUUAAUAUUCUGCUACGAAAGAAAGGUGUCUAUGAUUAUGACGUACGAAACAGGAGGGGAAGAAAUGCUGUAUUCCCUUAUAGCCACUCUAGGAAAAGAGGAGACGAGUUUGGGGACUUUAUCAAACCUGAAGACUUCCUCCGAGAAGAGGAAAAGGAGGAGCAGGAUGCCGCGGCCGAUGACAAGUCUGGGGGGAUGCUUGGCCAAAAAAGACGUUGGGACGAAGCUAAUAAUACAAGGAAUGGCCAGAACAAGAGGCAGCGUCAGCACCCUGGACCCAAUGCUCCGUCUGGUGCAGCAGACGAUUCUGAGUCGGACGAGUCGGAUACUGAGCACGUCGUGGAGACAGAAGGUAUUCAGGGUCCUGCCAAAGUGGUGUUUUCAACGACCGAGAUUUCUGUCAAUGCCAGACUGGCUUUUGUGGAUUUCUCCGGCCUACACGACCAGCGAAGUCUCCAAAUGCUGAUUCCCCUGAUUGGGCCAAAGAAGCUUAUCCUGAUAGGAGGUACUGGGGAGGAGGUACUUUCUCUGGCGAGCGACUGCAAGGAAUUAUUGGGCAUCAAGGUGGCGGGAGCUGAGGAAGAAACUUCGACUGAGAUCUUCACACCAACAGAAGGCCAAAACAUCGAUGCUAGUGUUGACACCAACGCAUGGAUUGUCAAACUUAGCCGUGAUCUGGCCAAAACUUUGCAAUGGCAGAAUGUCAAGAACAUUGGAGUUGUCACCCUGCAAGGCCAGCUCAAGGCAGAAAGUCCCUCGAGUUCAAACGUACAUGACGAUCCACUCGCCAAGAAGCAGAAGCUAGACACCAACGCUGCUCUCAAAUCAACCACAUCUGAAGUAUCAGCGGUGCGUUCGGAACCGGUCCUCGAUGUAUUGCCAGCAAGCCUAGCAGCCUCGACACGGCCAGUGACCCAGGCUAUUCAUGUCGGAGACCUUCGUCUUGCAGACUUGCGGCGUCUGAUCGCUGCUGAUGGACACCUGGCUGAGUUCCGAGGAGAAGGUACUCUACUGGUGGAUGGUAUGAUUACAGUCAAAAAGUUGAGUAGUGGGAAAAUCAUUGUGGAGGGGGUUCCAGUCAAUGCCAUGACUCCCAAAGUUGCUGACAACUUUACCAGAGUCAAGCGGAAAAUCUAUGACGGAUUAGCCGUUGUAGCAGCAGGUUGAUUGCUGACACAAUACUCAAAUUCAAAUCAGGCCACCUUGGAUGGUUU